AUGUUCCGCAACAACUACGACAACGACUCGGUCACCUUCUCGCCGCAGGGCCGCAUAUUCCAGGUCGAGUAUGCACAAGAGGCCGUCAAGCAGGGUUCCGUCGUCGUUGGCAUUGUCAGCAAGACACAUGCGGUGCUCGCAGCAAUCAAGCGCAACGCAGAGGAGCUCUCGUCGUACCAGAAGAAGAUCAUCCCCAUAGACUCGCACUUCGGCGUCGCCCUCGCCGGCCUCGCCUCCGACGCCCGCGUCCUCUCCAACUUCAUGAAGCAGCAGUCGCUCGCCUCCCGCCUGACAUACGACCGCGCCAUCCCGCUCUCGGACAUCACAUCACGCAUCGCAGACCGCGCGCAAACCAACACCCAGCAGUACGGCCGGAGACCCUACGGCGUCGGCCUGCUCAUUGCCGGUGUCGACGCAAAGGGCCCUCACCUCUUCGAGUUCCAGCCCAGCGGCGUCACACAGGAGAUGGUGGCCUGCGGUAUUGGCGCUAGGAGUCAGAUGGCCAGGACGUACCUCGAGAGGCACCUGGACGAGUUCGACAGCGCGAGCAGGGAGGACCUGAUCAAGCACGCCUUGCGCGCGCUGAAGGAGUCACUGUCCCAGGACAAGGAGCUCACCGUCGACAACACCAGCGUCGGCAUUGGCGGCGUCGGCGAGGACUUUGCCCUGUACGAGGGCCAGGACAUUGCGGAAUGGCUGUCGACCACGUUUGAGAACGCCGAGGGUGGCAACGAGGACGGUGCCGAGGCCAUGGAGACGGACUCGUAG
Molecule: messenger RNA, 768 nt
Organism: Ascochyta rabiei
Lineage: Eukaryota; Fungi; Ascomycota; Dothideomycetes; Pleosporales; Didymellaceae
Product: Proteasome endopeptidase complex
Exons: 2
Coding region: 1-768 (255 amino acids)
Biological process (GO): ubiquitin-dependent protein catabolic process
Cellular component (GO): proteasome core complex, alpha-subunit complex; nucleus; proteasome core complex
Source: RefSeq, a predicted model, not a curated record